Messenger RNA from Brassica oleracea var. oleracea, 2870 nucleotides. RefSeq lists its product as uncharacterized. The transcript is spliced from 3 exons. Lineage: Eukaryota; Viridiplantae; Streptophyta; Magnoliopsida; Brassicales; Brassicaceae. The record is from RefSeq and is a predicted model, not a curated record. Bases 262 to 2613 code for a protein of 783 amino acids.
CACACACAGACACUCUCUCUCUAGCUUUUAUUGUUUCGGAUCUUCACUUUUUUUGCUGAUUCAUCACUCUCUGCGUCUUCUUCAAGUGAAAUUUCUGUUGACUCUCUCUGUGUGUAUCGUUUCCUCCUUCACCGACGACGAUCUGCGUCGGUUCUCCUUUUUUAUUUUUUUGGCUCAUUAGUUUUUUGAGGAUUUCAUCAAGGUAUGUUUGGUGUUUAAGUGGGAUUGAUUCAAGGCUUAUGUGAAUCUAGUUACCAUCCAAUGGAGAGGAAUAAACCGGUGAAACAAUGCCUGGAGAGUCGGGCUGGUGAUGAGCCUGAGCUUCUUAAGUAUAUGUCGAAGCUACCGGUUUUCCUGGACAGAGCUGAUACUCAUACUCCUCAGGAGAAGCUUUUGAGCGUUGGUGUUCUUGACUGGGACCGCUUGCAGAAGUGGCAGCAUAGCCAUAACCGGAUGAUGCCUGUGAAGAGUAGAUACCCUUCGGCUUUUUACCAGACAGAUGCUUCAUUGGUUCCCCAUAGGGAUGACUCGUCUGCUGGUCCGAGCAAUGUGCAUAACCGUCCAAGGAAACAUCGUAGCUCGCGGCAGUCUAAUCUCAUGUCAAAUCCUGGUGGAGAAACUGUAAGGGAGUAUCGAGAAACCAAAGUUACACGGAAAAAGAAACAUAGAGACCAUAUGAGUUUCAGCAUGCCAUAUGAGCAGCUUGGUCCAGUUACUGAUGCACAAGAGGGAUGUGAGAAGAAGGACCUGAAAGAGAAGAAUGGCCCAAAACUUGGAACUUCAGAGGCUGGCGUCAACAUGGAGGUGAACUCCAAGGCUGAUGGUAGUAGACGUAAGAAGAGUGAAAAGAAGUCACGUGAAAGAAACCGAAAUGGUCAUGAUGGAGAACUCGGUCGAAGCCAGCAAGGGAAAGCUAAGCUCUAUGACUCAACUAAGAAGCUAGCUCGAGAAGAGGCUAAGAUCUCCAAUAGGAGUUCGACUAAAAAAGUCAGCGUAGGUCAUGGUGUUGAAGUAAAUUAUUGUGCUCAACAUUAUUGCUCCUUGCCAUGUAAAGCUGAUGGCUGCUCGGCGAAGAGUAACAUUGCCUUGGCUGAUGCGGAUCCGGACAGGAAUUCAGCUAAAAUAUCUCAGUGUGUGCAACUCUCAGCAAAAGCAAGUAAUACAUCUUCAAGAGGUAAGAUCUCAGAAGACAGAGCAUCAUCUUUGUUAUCUGGGAAACAUUGUGUGGAUGAGCCUGCCCAGAGACAAGAUUCAACGUCACACAAACCUGUCUCUGAUAAGGGGAGAAGUAUAUCACCUUUUCAGCGGCUUAGCUUCAGUAUGGGUAAGGCCAGCAAAACUAACAGUGAACGAGUUGCUGGUUCCACGAUCCAUCAAGACUCAAUGGCUAACUCCACAAAGACGGUUUCACAAGACUCGACUCUUUCAUCUGGCUUUGACGGCUUAAGUUGCAACAAACCCAGCGAAAAAGAUACAACCACGACAAGCCAUUUAAGAAGGUUCCUAGAACCUCUAAUGAAGCCAAGAGCAAGUCACUCCGACAAUUCUGUGGAGGGGCCUAGAGGUCAAGGCGUUCAAAGAAUAAAAUUGGGUAUCAAAGGUUGCAGAUCAGUAAAUGUGAAUGAUUCAGCUCACGAGAAGAAGGUAGGAUCAUCCAUGGUACGAGCUGUUCUGUGGGUAACAAUCAAGAACAAUCAGCCACUCUUUACAUUUGCAGUGAACAAAGAAACCGACAUUAUUGCUGCCACCCAAAAGAAAAUUGGAAGCUCGGAAGAGGAUGAAUGCACUAGUGUUUUUACUUUCUUCUCUAUCAAAGACCAUAAGAGAAAUAGCGCAUGGUUAAACCAAAGAAGCAGAGGCCAACCACAUGGUAUCAUCUCUGAUGUUGUUGCUCAGAUGCGGGUUUCUAGUUCUUUCCGGUCUGGUUCCAUCAGAGAGUUUGUUCUCUUCUCUGUCGAACUUGAUCAAGAAAGCACAGAAAAGUCUGACGUGCAGUUGAAAAACGAGCUGGCUGCGAUCAUCGUGAAGAUGCCAAGAUGGUUUAACAGGAGGGCAUCAGUAAACACGGUUCAGGAUAAUAACACUGCACUCAACAAAGAGUUCGGAGAUCCAAUCAAAGAUGGGGUAUUUAAUAAAGACAUAAGUGCUACGGUCAUACUUCAAAGCGGGGUUCAUAGUAUGCCUCAUAAAGGAGGCCCCUCGUCUUUAAUCCAGAGAUGGAGAACAGGUGGUUCUUGCGAUUGUGGAGGCUGGGAUAUGGGCUGCAACCUCAGAAUCCUUACAAACCAGCACAACAACUCCUGCAAGAAUUCAACAGCGUCAAACUCACCACCCUCUUCAAACCGUUUCGAGCUUUACUUUCUGGGAGAACAAGCUGAAGAACACCCAUUCUUGAGCUAUAAACCAAUCAAGAAAGGGUUAUAUUCAGUUGUCUAUGAUUCAUCCCUUUCGCAACUACAAGCUUUCUCCAUAUGUAUGGCACUUGCAGAGAGUAGAAAAAUGACCCUUGAGCAAAAAAGCUCAUGUGAUGAACAUAAAGCCAGAGCGGAAACCGCGCCUAAUGGCAAUACCAUCGGGUAUGAAACCCCACUCUCGCCUGUUGGGCGGGUCUGAAGUUUAUAUUUUUACUUCAAACCCAAUAUUUUUACUUACAAGUAUGUGAAAAAUGUUAAUGUUAAGCCUAGGGUAAGAAAGACAAUUGCAGGAAAUAAGAAAGCAGCAAAGAUCUCUUUAAAGUAGCUUAGUUUUUUUUUUGUCGUCUAAAGAAAGUAGCGAGGCUAGUCUAAUGGUGUAGAAAUGUUCUUGCCAACUCUUAACUGUGAAUAUUUUAUAUAUCUUAUCCAUAUAUAUGUAUAAUGUUGGUCUACUUU